AUGCUGCCUUCCUCGAGAGCUUUAUUAAGCCCGCUGCUGCUUCUAAUCAUCGCUGGAAGCACCGGUGCCUUCAGCUCCCGACAAGGAGAAUGCACGUUUCCGCCGAAAUGGGAAGGCACCUGGUUUCAGAGCGGAGUCAGGCAGCCGAUCGUCAUCUCCAGGAACGAGCUGUCCAGCAAGGGCAAGUGCCUGCACAACGAGGGCGACAAGUUCCUUCUGGUGGACCAAAAAUCCUGCUACCGUUGUGUCGUCAUUCACGAGAAGCACUCGAACGUUCUCCAGUACAAAGAAACCUAUUGUCACAGCAGAAAUUCCCUGUCGUCGUUGUGCUCGUACAUCACCGGAGAUGCUCUGCUCUACUCGAUGUUCCGGGAGGAGGCAACACCUGUGCCGUGCCCCUUUCGAGGACCCAUGACCUUUUCCUAUAACCGGGGUCACGGGACCUGCUCGGUGCCCGUCAGCAACGUCGACACCUGCACCGACGACAGCAGAUUGCUCUUCAGAUAUCAAGCGUGCCCCGACAUAUCUGCCUCCGAGAGCGCAGUUGAGGAGCUGGAAUGCCUGGCCACCUGGAAGGAGGGCAGCAGCCGUUACCUGGUCGGCCGUUUGCAUCACGGACACGCGUCCAGUAACGAAGAUCGAUACCGAUGCUUCGUCUACGAGAAGGCAGGCCAGACAGUGCAGGGUAAUCUGCACCGAGCUGCCAUGGGCAUAGGAGCCAUGGAUCACGAUGUCGGUUUACAGAGCGGACCGGUGCCCGAGGGUGCGGCCGAGAUCUACCGGGUGGCGCAGAGCGGAGAUGCCACUUGCAACGGACUGUUCAGCCCGAUGGAAGGAUCUCGAACUAUGACGCUGAUGAAAGUCUCGCCACCCGGCCAAUGCCGAUUUCCCAAUUGGUUGACCGGCCAUUCCAGCGGCGGGCAAACCUGGCAUACCCUCGACCUCACCAGGUCUUACACGUUCCAUCUACGGAACGCUUCCCUGCACGUAACCAGAUCGAACGGUAGUUCCUCGAGAUUCGAGAGCGGUGCCCUGGACGGCCAAUACGUUCCUGGACAGGAGGAUCAGGACGUGAAGAUCCUGUGCAACAGCAUCAAACAGAACAACAACGCGGUGCAGCUCAACAUGGAGAUGCUCGUCGCCCAUUUCACCGUUGGCUGUCGGAGCGGUUUCAUGUGCAUGAAGUUCUACCGAAGGGACGGCCACGUGAUAGAGGUGCAAACCGGAAGCGCCGUCUCGAGGCCGGAAGAAGCCUGCAGUCCGCCCCAUUUUCAACAGCACAACAUACCCUUCCUCACCUUAGUCACGAGUUCCCCGGAGCUACGUACGUGCCCGUACUUGGGCAAAUUUACGGUGACCGGGGUGAACCGGAACCAACGGAACAUCCGUGAAAGCCGGAGGAACCAACACCAGCAGGAGGGCGUCAGGCGUGACAGAGAAAAAGUUCGACACGCCCAGGAACGAACCCAGGAGGAUCGACGCGGCCGGAAGCUCGACUUCGACGUGGAGAAACGCCGGGCGAACAACGAGUACCUCGUUCACGAGCGGAUGGGCAGACGUGCCAGAUCGAAUCGCAACAACCGAAAUCAUCGCGAUCACAGCCUCGAGGAGGCCUCUUCUAAACGAACUCUGGACAUCGAGGAUCUUCUCCGCGAUCGUUCCAGGUCGAAAACAAGAAGAUCGGAGGAGCAGAGAUCGACGGAAGGUUCGGCUAGGUCUAAUAAACUGAGGAGAACGCACGAGUUGGAGAAACGUUCGGCCAAUGUCGCGAAGAAAUCGCGAAGAAGCCCGAAGAUUGAGGACUUCCGGGUGGACGCGGACGAUUUCGCGCGAAUCAGGCAAUUCUGGACGAUCGAUUUCGACGACCCGGACGGCUCGAGUAUCCUCGAGGUCCAGGAAGAUUAUUUCGGCGAUUACCCGGACACCGCGGACCUGCCGAAAAAGAGGUCAGGCAGGGAGGAGCGGAGGGAGGUGACGUCCAAGUAUCUGAGAACGAGGAGAGACGUCGAGGAGGUGGAUUCCGGCGACAGUUGGUCGGAGAGACGGGAGAAGAGGGAGGAGGACAUCUCUAGGUGCAGCUCAGAGGUCACCACUAUAACCAUCGGCUGCUCUACGGCGGAUCGAAUGGAAUUUCAGACGGAUUGCGUGGAAGACAACGCGAUUGCUUACUCCUGCCACGGUAGGUGGUUCGACGCGGAGGGCACGCAAUUCGUGAUCGCCACCCAAUUGGCGCCCGGCACGAGCUGGUCCAGCGAGAACAACAGGCCCCAGCCGUACAGGAACAGCCGUAGAUUGUGCUUCAUGUACAAAGAGAGCGACGGGGUUGUCAGUUUGACUGCCAGCGAGGUGGCCUGCCAGAGGAGGAUACCACCGCCCCCACCAAUGUUGGCCUUCAAUGCUACCAGUACCGGUCAAUGCAUGGAAGAGAACAGGGGCUACGUUGUUCGAUCGACGUACCCGAUGAUCGUCGUACUCACGGCGAUCGUCGCGAUAUACAGGUGA
Habropoda laboriosa is the source of this 2502-nucleotide messenger RNA. RefSeq lists its product as uncharacterized. The record is from RefSeq and is a predicted model, not a curated record. Bases 1 to 2502 code for a protein of 833 amino acids. Lineage: Eukaryota; Metazoa; Arthropoda; Insecta; Hymenoptera; Apidae. The transcript is spliced from 10 exons.